AUGAAGACAAAUCGAAGAUGCAGAGCCCUGCUAGCAGUGAGCCUGAAUCUGAUGGCUCUCCUGUUCUCUACAACAGCUUUUAUCACGACCCACUGGUGUGAGGGCACACAGAGGGUCCCCAAGCCGAGCUGUGGGAAAGAGAAGAAGACAAACUGCCUCAACUACAGUGGGAAUGAGACUGCAAAUGAGACAAAUCAGAAUGUGGUUCAUUACAGCUGGGAGACAGGAGAUGACCGCUUCCUUUUCAGGUAUUUCCACACUGGGAUCUGGUACUCCUGUGAGGAAAAUAUCAAUGCUGCUGGUGAAAAAUGUCGAAGUUUUAUUGACCUUGCCCCGGCUUCUGAAAAAGGUGUCCUGUGGUUAUCGGUAGUAUCCGAGGUGUUAUACAUCAUGCUGUUAGUCGUUGGAUUCAGCCUUAUGUGCCUCGAGCUCUUUCAUUCAAGCAGUGUAAUAGAUGGGCUCAAGUUAAAUGCCUUCGCUGCUGUCUUCACUGUGCUUUCAGGUCUCUUGGGGAUGGUGGCACACAUGAUGUAUACUCAAGUUUUCCAAGUGACAGUCAGCCUUGGGCCAGAGGACUGGCGACCGCAUUCAUGGGACUAUGGAUGGUCCUUCUGUCUGGCAUGGGGCUCUUUCACCUGCUGCAUGGCGGCCUCCGUUACUACCUUGAACUCUUACACUAAGACUGUCAUUGAGUUCAGACACAAGCGCAAAAUCUUUGAGCAGGGCUUUCGAGAAGAGCAGAACUUCCUAGACCAGGAAGCCAUCAAGUACUUCAGAGAAAGGACUGAGGAGGAGAGGGCUGAGGCUGGGGACCUGAGGUUACAGUGCCUCCAUAGCUGCUCCCCAAAUAGGCUUCACAACACCCAGCUCUAA
Messenger RNA from Phaethon lepturus (White-tailed tropicbird), 873 nucleotides. RefSeq names its product GSG1-like (gene GSG1L). Gene Ontology annotation, cellular component: plasma membrane. NCBI's taxonomy places the organism in Eukaryota, Metazoa, Chordata, Aves, Phaethontiformes, Phaethontidae. The record is from RefSeq and is a predicted model, not a curated record. The transcript is spliced from 7 exons. Bases 1 to 873 code for a protein of 290 amino acids.